AUGCCGCCAUUGGUGGACAAGUUGACAGUAGGCUCUCGAGUGACGAUCGCUGCAGAUGCCGAGCUGCGAGGGACGAUCUCGAUCGGAUCGGGAUCCGUGGUGCAUCCACGCUGUACAGUGCUAGCUCUCUCCGGAGCCAUCGUCAUGGGCUCCAACAUCAUCAUCGAAGAGACGUGCGUCAUCGUGAACCGGUCAGGCCGAACGAUGAAGAUCGGCGACGACAACUUGUUCGAAGUGGGCUGCAGGAUCGAAGCGCUCAGUGUGGGCAACAAUUGCGUCUUUGAGCACAGGUGCAAGGUCGGUCCAGGCGUAAUCGUGGAUAGCUUUGUCACCGUCGGAGCUGCUUGCGCGAUAAUGGGCUAUCCGACCGUAGGUGAAUCCAACGCCAAAGAAGCCGCCGACAUUCUCAACGAGACUGCCGAGAUGGACGGUAUUGGUGGAGUCGCCGAAGCAGAUGACACAAACUUUUCACAGGCAGCCGCACCCAAGCCGGAUGAGGUUGUUCAAAAGAUUCCCGCGAAUGCGAUAGUGUGGGACGCAGGAGGCGACUGCAAAAUGAGACUUUGGAGCGGAAAUGGCGUCAGACAGCGAGAGGCUCUUCACGCAAAGCACCUAGAAUACCUUAGAGAGACCUUCGCCAAGGCGCACAAGCUCAAGGUCAUCGAUUGA
Messenger RNA from Ceraceosorus bombacis, 669 nucleotides. The record is from the annotation of a GenBank genome assembly. Lineage: Eukaryota; Fungi; Basidiomycota; Exobasidiomycetes; Ceraceosorales; Ceraceosoraceae.